AUGGAUGCGCCGAGUACACCGCGUCGGGCAAUGGGCUCACGCAUGGUCUGCGCCACUCCAAGACGCGGAAAGGCCCCAAACAACUAUUCUCUGGGCGAGCGUAUAGGACGCGGUGCAUUCGCGACUGUUUACAAGGCCAUUGAUCUGAAGACAGGCGAGUUUGUUGCGAUCAAGGAAAUCCCGCUGGCAAAGCUUGGGUCUGUAGACUCGAUUAUGAGCGAGAUUGAGCUUUUGCAAGAGCUGGAGCACCCCAACAUUGUCAAGUAUUUGGGAUUCAUGAAGGAUCAGGAGCGGCUGAGUAUCGUUCUCGAAUACUGUGAGAACGGGUCUUUGGCAGCGAUUGGGAAACGAUUUGGUUCUUUCCCCGAAAAUCUGGUUGCCAUGUACAUGCGACAGGUGCUGGAGGGUCUAGUUUAUUUGCAUGCUCAGGGAACCAUUCACCGAGACAUUAAGGGUGGUAAUAUCUUGACCACAAAGGAUGGUGUUGCAAAAUUGGCAGACUUUGGGGUUGCUACUAAAACUAUAACGCAUGGUGGAGGGGGUGCGCUUGUAGGAACACCUCACUGGAUGGCUCCAGAGAUCAUUCAACUCGAAGAGCCCACGUCAGCUUGCGAUAUUUGGAGUGUGGGCUGCACGGUAGUUGAAUUGAGACGUGGACAGCCCCCCUAUGGUGACCUUCCUGAUUUUUCAGCCAUGUAUGCCGUCGUUCAGAACGAUGAAAUGCCAAUACCAAACGACGCAAGUAGCAGCCUGGCAGAUUUCUUAUCGCUCUGUUUCGAGAAAGACCCUGCGCUGCGAAUAUCGGCCGCAGAUUUACUUGACCACAGAUGGAUCCGCAAACACAACGGACACAUGGCACCGAAUGAUGCCGUCAAGACCGUCCAAAACUGGAAUGACCAAACUCGCAGACGAAAACUGCAUGUUCCCUCUCGACUAAAUUUAAAGGCUGCAUAUGCUGAUGUUUCGACUGAGCUUGUCAAAUAUAUUGACAACGACUCUUUUGAAGACGGAUUUGGUAGUAUUUAUGUUGAUGAUCGAUUCAAACAAGAUAUACCACCAGAAGACCCUCCCAAGGAAGCUCAUGCCAGUUUGAUUCCUUCGUGCCAAAGAAAGGGGAUUGAGUUUUAUGCGGAGGACGAAGGCUCUUUUGAGGAAAACUUUGAAAAUGGCAGUGUGGGUAUGCUCAAGUUUGCUCAUACUGAUCACAACAACUCUAUCGACCCUUUCAAGGGCCUUGAGAGUCUGAACGACGCUCAGAAUGAGCGCCUCGCUGCGGCACAAGAAGAGGCUGAACAGCUUUCUCGAGCUAUUUCUGAAGGAAAAUUACAAGAGCUAGACAUGAAAUAUGGGCGACUUUGCGAAUUACUCGUAGCAGAACCAGCAGUCAAACAGAUUAUCAUUGGCCAUGACCAUUUUUCGACCUCACUCAAAAUUCUCAGGGAUGCUCCUGAGCAAGCAAAACCUGUACUUGACUUACUGCAUAUUUUACUCAAAGGUGAUAGCUCUGCAAUUGAGUCUUUCAGUCUGGCUGGAGGGCUCUCGGUUCUCCACAGCUUGGUUGGAACCUACGACUUGCAAGUCGCCACGUUACUCUGGGAUAUAUGCGAAGCCUAUGAGUUUGGCGCGCGUUUGUUAGCUAGCCGUGAUGAUACUCUGCUUGCGCUCUGUGACUACGUUUCUUCCAAAUCGGAUAUGCAUGUAUUGGGUUUAGCGACCCAGUGUUUACUGGCUAUUUUUCAACAGUUUGGAGCUCGCAAACGCAACGAGCUCUGGCAGCAACUUGGUCGUUUUUCGCUGGUCGAAAAGGUUAUCGAGGUCUUAGAGUAUGCAUACAUCUCGUCAGGUACUGAUGGUGCUGCGACGAAUAAUCUUUAUGAGAUUCUCACUUCAUUUUCUAAAACACCCCCUGUGAUAGCUGAGCAACAUAUUGACCGGCGUCAUUUACGACUUCUAAUGCGAUGCUAUCGACAUCUUCCAGCAGAUGCUCCUCAAAGGCUUGUUAUUCUACAAGUUUUUAAAGAGUUUUCAAGAAUGCCUAAAAUCAUUUCUGCUAUGCAAAUGGGUCAGUUGGAACGAUACUUUGUCGAUAUUCUUCGACGGGCGUUCGCAGAACGUUCUAAGACUCAACAUUCUAUUGCAGGUUUGGUUUUGCCAGUCCUGUACAACUUUUGCCGUUUGUCUGUAGAUCGCCAAUACGAGGCAGCGAGGUCCGGUGUGAUUCCACUGUUGAUGGAAACGCCGUCACGCGAAAAGUCCUUGAAAGACUUUGCGCUACCCACAAUAUGUGUGAUGGCUCAUAACGCCAAAUGUCGCCCUUACUUAUGGGGUGCCGAUACUAUGAGGUUCUUCAUUAGGCUCGUUACGGAGCGGGGCUACGAGGCCACUGCUAUGGCUGCUCUUGCAUCUUGGCUCGACGGAGAACCUAUCAAAGCUGCAAAGUAUUUUUUGGCCUUAAGCGGUACACAGGCACUAAUCGUUGCAGUUCAAAACACGCAGGCAGAUGCUUUCGCAGGUGUCAUCGGUACACUAUGCACAAUGCUCGAUCAUAUUGAAGCAAUUAGACAGGCUAUUUCUGCCAGUGCGUUGUUCAAGGCAUUGAAACACCACAUGGUAGAGAAAGCACUUGAAGGACCACCCCUAGUUCGUACACUGCAGGCCAUUGUACGAGUUCUGGAGGCCCAGCCCGCGUCGAAAAAUGCACUAAAAGCAACUGGUCUAGAUUCAGCUAUUGAGCAAUACGAACCAGAUAUGCCAAUGAUCGCUCGGAACUUGACAGAGCAGAUUUUGUCCUAUAGCUAA
Wickerhamiella sorbophila is the source of this 2799-nucleotide messenger RNA. RefSeq names its product Cytokinesis protein sepH. NCBI's taxonomy places the organism in Eukaryota, Fungi, Ascomycota, Dipodascomycetes, Dipodascales, Trichomonascaceae. The transcript has a single exon. Gene Ontology annotation, biological process: protein phosphorylation. The record is from RefSeq and is a predicted model, not a curated record. Gene Ontology annotation, molecular function: protein kinase activity; ATP binding. The coding region runs from base 1 to 2799 and encodes 932 amino acids.